Messenger RNA from Phaeoacremonium minimum UCRPA7, 720 nucleotides. Its product is annotated as putative 40s ribosomal protein s6 protein. Gene Ontology annotation, cellular component: ribosome. Gene Ontology annotation, biological process: translation. Gene Ontology annotation, molecular function: structural constituent of ribosome. Lineage: Eukaryota; Fungi; Ascomycota; Sordariomycetes; Togniniales; Togniniaceae. The transcript is spliced from 5 exons. The record is from RefSeq and is a predicted model, not a curated record. The coding region runs from base 1 to 720 and encodes 239 amino acids.
AUGAAGCUGAACGUCUCAUACCCCUCCAACGGGAGCCAGAAGCUCAUCGAGAUCGAAGAUGAGCGCAAGCUGAGAGUAUUCAUGGAGAAGCGCAUGGGCGCUGAGGUCCCCGCCGACAGCCUGGGUGACGAGUGGAAGGGCUACGUCGUCAAGAUCACUGGCGGCAACGACAAGCAGGGUUUCCCCAUGAAGCAGGGUGUCAUGCACCCUACCCGUGUCCGACUCCUCCUCUCCGACGGCCACUCCUGCUACCGACCCCGACGAACUGGCGAGCGCAAGAGAAAGUCCGUCCGUGGCUGCAUCGUCGGCAUGGAUCUGUCCGUCCUUGCUCUGGCUAUUGUCAAGCAGGGCGAGCAGGAGAUCCCCGGCUUGACUGAUGUCGUUCACCCCAAGCGCCUGGGCCCCAAGCGUGCCACCAAGAUCCGCAAGUUCUUCGGCCUCACCAAGGAAGACGAUGUCCGCAAGUAUGUCAUUCGACGAGAGGUCCAGCCUAAGGGCGAGGGCAAGAAGCCUUACACCAAGGCCCCCAAGAUUCAGAGACUCGUCACCCCCCAGCGUCUCCAGCACAAGCGCCACAGAAUCGCGCUGAAGCGUCGCCAAGCCGAGAAGAUCAAGGAUGAUGCCAAUGAGUAUGCCCAGAUCCUGGCCAAGCGUGUGCACGAGGCCAAGGCCCAGAAGGCCGAUAUCCGCAAGCGACGAGCAAGCUCUAUGCGCAAGUAG